Messenger RNA from Scomber japonicus (chub mackerel), 1709 nucleotides. RefSeq names its product matrix metallopeptidase 25b (gene mmp25b). Gene Ontology annotation, molecular function: metalloendopeptidase activity; zinc ion binding. The record is from RefSeq and is a predicted model, not a curated record. The transcript has 10 exons. Gene Ontology annotation, biological process: proteolysis; collagen catabolic process; extracellular matrix organization. Bases 4 to 1677 code for a protein of 557 amino acids. Gene Ontology annotation, cellular component: extracellular matrix. NCBI's taxonomy places the organism in Eukaryota, Metazoa, Chordata, Actinopteri, Scombriformes, Scombridae.
GGAAUGGAGUUGGGUCUUCUGCUGUGGAUGAUCUUGACUUUAACAGAAAGCAUAUCAGCAGUGCCUGACCAGUACAGUAGAGCUCUGGAUUGGUUGAGCAGAUAUGGAUACCUUCCUCCUCCAGACCCACGUACCAGUAAGCUUCAAACCAAAGAUGGAAUUGAGAAAGCCAUUCGUGUCAUGCAGAGAUUCGGUGGGCUCCAGGAAACAGGACUUCUUGACACUGACACUUUGGAACUCAUGACUAAGCCACGAUGCUCUCUCCCUGAUAUUAUUGGGGGUGAGGACAGGCUGAAAAGGAGGAGGAGGAAACGAUAUGCCCUCACAGGCCUCAAGUGGCACAAGACAGAUCUCACAUGGAGCGUCCUUGGGUCACCUUCCAAAUCACCCAACUUGAAUAAAGACAUGGUGAACAGGAUCCUGUUUUAUGCCUUCAAAGCCUGGAGUGACGCAGCCCCCUUGAAUUUCAAACAGCUGAGUGACAAUGGAGACAUCAGAGUGUCCUUUUCCCGCUUGAUGCAUGACGAUGGGUACCCUUUUGAUGGAGAGGGUGGCACCCUGGCCCACGCCUUCUUCCCCAGUGGGGGUGAACUGGCGGGUGACACACACUUUGAUGAUGAUGAGACAUGGAGCUAUGGAGUUUCCAGCGGAGGCACCGACUUGUUCGCAGUUGCAGUGCACGAGUUCGGUCACGCACUGGGCCUGGGCCAUUCCUCCACUGACGAAUCCAUCAUGACCCCAUACUAUAAGGGUGCUGAAGACAUGAGCCGAUUCAAGUUGCAUUCGGAUGACAAACAGGCUAUUCAAGAGCUUUACGGUGUAAAGGAUGACCAGUCACCAGGUAGUGAUGAUCCUAACCUCCCCCGUCUUCCCAGUCCACCUCCACCAAGACCAACAAAGCUGUCUGACCCCACAUUGCUCGAGCGCUGUCAGGGAGGUUUUGAUGCAGUGGCCAAUAUCAGGGGAGAGGUCUUCUUUUUUAAAGGUGCACAGUUCUGGAGGACCAAACAAGAUGGGUCUUUGCUCUCACUCAAUCCAGCUCUGAUCAAAAACUUCUGGUAUGGCCUCCCACCGGGAACAAACAAGGUUGAUGCUGUGUAUGAGAGGAAGAGUGACAGCCGUAUCAUCUUCUUCAUUGGAUCUCAGUACUGGGUCUUCAAGGACACAAUAGCCAUGUACGGUUACCCGCGCCCCCUGUCUGAUUGGGGAAUGAUUAGAAAGAGUGGGGUUCCAGUGGACAGGGUGGACGCAGCCUUCAUCUGGGCACAUAACGGCAAGACCUACCUGUUCAGCGGCGAUGAAUUUUGGAGGUUCGACGAGAGCCGUAAAGAUGGACAGAUGACCCGGCAGCUGGAGCCAGACUAUCCACGGAACAUCAACCUCUGGGUAGGAGUGCCCACCCAGGUUGAUGACAUCAUCAGCUGGAAAGGAGAUGCCUACUUCUUCAAGGACAACAUGUUCUGGUUGCAGGAGAACGGAAGAUUGAACGAAGGUCCUCUUACUCCUAAAUCCAUCGGUGUAUUCUGGCUCAGAUGUCCAGCUCCUCCUCCAACCCCCCCACAAGGCAAUCCUGGGUGCCCAAAGUGCAACUGCAACCUGACGGAUUCAUCUUCAUGUCUAAGAAGCAGCUGGCUUGUCCUGAUCUUUGUUUUAUCGGUUAUUCUCACCUCCAUCUAGUUCAGAGCGCAGCAGAUAGGCUUCUUACUGGU